Messenger RNA from Bolinopsis microptera, 1936 nucleotides. RefSeq names its product UNC93-like protein MFSD11. The transcript is spliced from 10 exons. NCBI's taxonomy places the organism in Eukaryota, Metazoa, Ctenophora, Tentaculata, Lobata, Bolinopsidae. The record is from RefSeq and is a predicted model, not a curated record. Bases 83 to 1381 code for a protein of 432 amino acids.
AUCUAAUACAUAUAAGUAAUAUGUAAUCAAAGAAAUGACAUAUUCUAACUGUUCAUUUUUUGACAAAAAAACCCAACUAUAGAUGAACAAGAAUCUCUACAAUAUUCACAUCCUUGGGGUGGGUUUUAUGUUCGUAUUCUCUGCGUUCAUAACUGCCUCCUUCAUUGAAUCUAUUGUCUUUAAAGACUUCGACAAGAAUGGGAUCGGAGGCAAAACAGGGUUUUACAGCUUGGCUAUUAUCUACGUCUGUCUUGGUCUAGCUAACUGGUUUUCUCCUGCAAUCGUCAACAAACUCGGUUGUAAGAUGUCUCUGUUCCUGUCUGCUGUACCAUACACCGGGUUUAUAUUCUCCAUGAUAAACCCCUACCUUUGGUCUGUCUACACGUUUUCUGCCCUACUGGGUGCUGGAGGGGGUGUCAUCUGGACUGCUAAUGGAGAGGUGAUAGCAAAGAACUCACCAGGUGACACCAAGGCUAAAAACACCGGAAUUUUCUGGUCUUGGUUCAACUCAAGCAUGUUGUUGGGAAACAUCUUUCUCUACUUUUACCUAGGAAACUCUGAGAAGAUAAGUGAUGCUCAACGUCACGUGAUAUACCUGGUGCUAGGAGUGUUCUGUGCUAUUGGAAUGUGUUGUUUCCUCUUGUUAGCUCCCUCUGGAACUGAGUCAGAAGUCGAAGAGGAGGCAGAAGACGAGUUGGUCGUAGAGUCACAAUCCAUCCUUCGUCCGAUAAUUGAUGCUGUCAAAUUCUGCAAAACAUGGCAAAUGGGAUUCCUGUACGGACCCAUCAUUUUCACAGGAGUGUCUCUUAAUUUCUGGAGUUCGGUGUUUAUCACAGUUAUUGGCAAUGUGUUUCCCAAUCGUAGUUACCUUGCACUGGGUGGAAUCUGCACUGGAAUCGGGGAAAUCAGCGCUGGGUUUAUCUGGGGGAGAUUGACGAGUAAGAUAGGGAGACACGGAGUCAUAAUGUGCAGUACUGUUAUCAACUGUUGUCUGUACUAUCUCGCCUUUAUCAGCUUCCCAUUCGAUGCAGCUACUACCACAGCUUCAGUAGCAGAGGAAAACCCGAUAAUCCCUAGCAACAUUUACCUGACCCUUGCUAUGGGAGUUAUGUUGGGCCUAGGAGAUGGAGGAUUCAAUGUCUCUAUCUACACUGCUCUAGGUACAAUAUUUGAGGAGAAACCAGCGCCCGCUUUUGCAGUCUUCAAGUUCGUACAAAGCAUGAUAGGAGCAGCCGCGUUCCUGUAUUGUGGUCACCUACUGCUACCCUUCCAACUAGGGAUCCUAGCAGUGACCUGUCUUGUGGGUUGUGUGUGCUUCAUCAUUCUGGAGAGGUAUCCGUCUCAAGUACUCCUGGUUAACGCUGAGGAUGACCAGGAUUAGUAGAACCAAGGGAAAAGUAAACGGGAAGUUUGGACGUUUUUAAGUUGAUCUUGGAUCACUGUGAACUGUGCUUGCCAGUUAUGAUUUCGACAGGUCAAAGAAUUUGUGUUAUGCAGUCCUACAAAUUAUUCAUGAUCUGAGAUUCGUUGAAUAGUAGUUAUGUUAAUUUUGUGCUUUUAUUUUUCAGCUUUUAUGUAAAAUAUUUUUUGGACUUCUGUUUUAAGGUUAUAUAGUAUUGUAAAUUGGUAUGUUAUGUGCUCAAAUUAAAGUCUGAUACAGUUGAACUGUUUUUAUGGAAUUGUGUUAACUAAUUAUUGAAGUUUUGAUUUAAGACAGAACUGUUUAAUUAAGCAUGUAAUAGUUUUGGGGCAUGCUGAAAAGACUUUUUAUUAGUUUGCCCUACAUUAACAAAAAGAGGUCCGAUAUGUUUUUUUGUUUGGUGAGGUGUUUUUACUGCUGACUUCUUAAUAUGUAGAUUUUACAAUUUUUGUGUAAUGAUAAAUAAUUUAUUUUGUUAGAUAAUUAAAAUAAUACUGUAUUUUCUUGUCAUUUUAU